AUGGCGCCGGCGAGCGAGCCCGACGGCGAGGAGGGUGCAAAAGCGAAAGCUGCACCCAAAGCCAAGGCCAAAGCACCACCUCGCGAAGGUAGUGCUGCAGCCAAGGGCAAGGCCAAAGCCAAGUCCGAAGCCAAGGCCAAGGCCAAGGCCGGCAGGGCCAAGGCAGGGAAAGAAGAGAAGGCGAAGAGAGCGAAGGCCAAAGCAAAGGCCAAAGCAAAGGCCAAGGCCAAGGCCAAGGUCCGGCCCGGUCCCGGUCGCCGGAAGACGUCCAAGGUCUUGAAUGACAAUGCGGUGAAGGAUGUGAAGAGCGAGGAGUCCAGCAAUGAGGAUCCCGACAGGCCAACCAAGCCAGGAAGACCUGCGGCACCCUACCUCAGCAGUCUCCAGCGGGACAACUUCGAGCCAUUUACAGUGCUUCCGGGUCGCUGCACAGUGUUGCAGCGAGAUCUGAGCAACAUCACCAAGGAAUUCAAGAAGCGGCUGCAAGCCAAAGCUGCAGCGGGGGAGUUCGGUGACAAGGAGCUACCCCUGGCUGGAGGCUUUAUCAUCUUCCGCGAGAUCUUCAAAGAGUGGGGCUUCUCCGUGAUCGUGGAGUAUCACAAGCACGAAGUGGAUCGCGAUUGUUUUCAGUACAUCUGCGGCAUCUGCUGGCGCACCAUGGCGGAUGCCAACAACUUGGUGGACAAGGUGGCAAUCGUUUUCCUCAUCUAUCUCCUCUCCGCAAACCAGCAGAAGUGUCUGAUCUGUUGA
Messenger RNA from Symbiodinium sp. CCMP2592, 750 nucleotides. The record is from the annotation of a GenBank genome assembly. Lineage: Eukaryota; Dinophyceae; Suessiales; Symbiodiniaceae.